Molecule: messenger RNA, 252 nt
Organism: Eimeria tenella
Lineage: Eukaryota; Apicomplexa; Conoidasida; Eucoccidiorida; Eimeriidae
Exons: 2
Coding region: 1-252 (83 amino acids)
Source: RefSeq, a predicted model, not a curated record
AUGCACUCCAGCUGCGCUGCUCCCAGUCGCUUCGUCUCUGCAGCAGCAGCAGCAGCAGCAGCAGCAGUGACGGCAGCUGCAGCAGCAGGCGCGGCAGCAGCACGAGCGGUGCAGCAGCACAGGCAGCGGGUGCAGUCGCAGCAGCAGCAGCAGCAGCAGCAGAAACAGCAGCAGCAGCGGCAGCAGCAGCAGCAGAAGCAAGGGCAGAAGCGGCAGAAGCAGCAGCAGAAGCAAGGGCAGAAGAAGCAGUAG